This is a messenger RNA of Cheilinus undulatus (humphead wrasse), 1275 nucleotides long. Its product is annotated as carbohydrate sulfotransferase 8-like. The transcript has 5 exons. Gene Ontology annotation, cellular component: membrane. The coding region runs from base 1 to 1275 and encodes 424 amino acids. Lineage: Eukaryota; Metazoa; Chordata; Actinopteri; Labriformes; Labridae. Gene Ontology annotation, biological process: proteoglycan biosynthetic process; carbohydrate biosynthetic process. The record is from RefSeq and is a predicted model, not a curated record. Gene Ontology annotation, molecular function: sulfotransferase activity.
AUGAGGUACUGGGUGGAGAUACCAGUACGAGCUCAACCACUCAGGUGUGUCAGCACUGACAGUGAGAACGGGGCUGUGGACAGGCUGGUCGUUGGCUGUGUUCCUGGAUCAGUGUUCCGGUCCUGGAUCAGUGUUCUGGUCCUCCAUGUCCCAGGGGAUGAAGCGUCCUGGUUGCUGCUCUGCUUCCUCUUCCUGUUGGGGGCGGUGUCUCUGCUGUUGCUGUUUCACAUGAAGACCCUCAACGACAUCAUCAGACACCUGAGACCAGCAGGUCUGAAGAUACGGCUGGCUGCAGAAAAGGAGGAGUCAGACCAUCAACCAGCUGGGAUCCAGUCUCUGGUCUUGUCUCUGAUGAAUGACAGCUCCACGCCACCUGUCACUGAACCUCGAGGUAACACCUCAGCUUUCAACAUCACCCCUGCUGAGGAGGAAGAGGAACUACAGCAGCAGAUGGCAGUACAAGAGCAUAGGCGCCGUCACCUGACCAAAGUCUGCUCUGAGUUCUUUCCUGGUUCCUGGAAGAAGGCCGUUAAGACAAAGCACAUCAUUAGGAUCCUGGUGGAGGAACGGUUCAGGAUUCUGUACUGUAUAGUCCCCAAAGCCGGCUGCUCCAACUGGAAACGGGUCCUGAUGGUUUUGGCAGGUAAAGAAACCUCCAUUGACAUCAGUCACAAGAGAGCGCACUUCCACAACAACCUGAAGGGGCUGAAGGCCUACAGCUCCAGAGAGGUCAGAGAGAAGCUGAAAACCUUCAACAAGGUCCUGUUUGUCAGGGAACCUUUCCAGCGUCUGGUGUCAGCCUACCGAGACAAGUUUGAGAACCCUGAGACCCACUACCACAGGCACUUUGGACGGUCUAUCAUCGCCAGGUACAGAGCCAACCCCUCCAGGGAGGCCCUGUCCACCGGAGACGGGGUCACCUUCAGGGAGUUUGUUCAUUACCUCCUGGACUCCAGUCGUCCAGUAGGCAGAGACGUCCACUGGGAGCCAAUCAGCAGCCUGUGUCACCCGUGUGUGGUCCACUACGACUUCAUCGGCAGGUUUGAGAACAUGAACAACGAAGCCAACAUCCUGCUGAGGAGUAUGGGAGCCCCACCCACUGUCAGAUACCCGGACUACAAGGACCGGAACCCUCAUGACGAGAGGACGUCCACCAUCAUCGCCAGGAAAUAUUUCUCCCAGUUGAAUGCCACCGAGAUUCAGGCAGUCUAUGAGUUCUACCGCAUGGACUACCUGAUGUUUGACUACCCUAAGCCCUUCCCAGACCUGGUCUGA